Molecule: messenger RNA, 2613 nt
Organism: Echinops telfairi (small Madagascar hedgehog)
Lineage: Eukaryota; Metazoa; Chordata; Mammalia; Afrosoricida; Tenrecidae
Gene: SLC11A2
Product: solute carrier family 11 member 2
Exons: 17
Coding region: 33-1964 (643 amino acids)
Biological process (GO): metal ion transport
Cellular component (GO): plasma membrane
Molecular function (GO): manganese ion transmembrane transporter activity; iron ion transmembrane transporter activity; cadmium ion transmembrane transporter activity
Source: RefSeq, a predicted model, not a curated record
CUUUCAUGGCGGGUCAAAGAUGAAAUUUGAUUAUGCUUUGGAGGGUGUGGCUUGCCUCUUCAAAUUCCUUACACUGCCGGUUCGGUUGCGGCAUUACCAGGAGCAACCUCAAAGUGCCCUCACUUAGCCAAGGGAGGCCUCGGCGCUGGGAAGGAUCAAACAAGUGCUGCACCAUGAGGAAGAAGACGCUUCAGAUGGACGAAGCCCCACACUGUGAGCUAAAGUCCUAUUCUAAGAGUGGGGACAGUCAGGUGCCCACCAUGGGUCCUGAGCCAAAGAUACUCAAAGAUGAUGUUUCUGGGGACCAUGGGGAUACUGCCAGUCUGGAUGCCAUCAGCCCCACCUACAGUAACUCCCCUCUUUCACAAUCCACCGGGAACUCGGCCGACCCUUUCACCACCUACUUCGAUGAGAAGAUCGCCAUUCCUGAGGAAGAGUAUUCUUGUUUCAGCUUUCGGAAACUAUGGGCUUUCACGGGACCAGGCUUCCUUAUGAGCAUUGCCUAUCUGGAUCCAGGAAACAUUGAGUCGGACUUACAGUCUGGAGCCGUGGCAGGAUUUAAGUUGCUCUGGGUCCUUCUGCUGGCCACCCUGGUGGGGCUCCUGCUCCAGCGCCUUGCAGCUAGAUUGGGAGUGGUCACCGGACUGCAUCUCGCUGAAGUGUGUCACCGGCAGUAUCCCAAGGUCCCACGGAUUAUCUUAUGGCUCAUGGUGGAGUUGGCUAUCAUCGGCUCAGACAUGCAGGAAGUCAUCGGCUCAGCCAUUGCCAUCAAUCUUCUAUCUGUGGGAAGGGUUCCUCUGUGGGGCGGAGUUCUGAUCACCAUUGCAGAUACUUUCGUAUUUCUCUUUUUGGACAAAUAUGGCUUGCGGAAGCUGGAAGCGUUUUUCGGCUUUCUCAUCACUAUUAUGGCCCUCACCUUUGGAUAUGAGUAUGUUACAGUGAAACCCAACCAGACCCAGGUGCUCAAGGGCAUGUUCGUGCCAUCCUGUUCAGGCUGUCACAUCCCACAGGUGGAGCAGGCUGUGGGCAUCGUGGGAGCCGUCAUCAUGCCACAUAAUAUGUACCUACACUCUGCUUUGGUCAAGUCCAGACAGAUAAACCGGGCCAGUAAGCAAGAAGUCCGAGAAGCCAACAAGUACUUUUUCAUCGAAUCCUGCAUCGCGCUCUUUGUUUCCUUUGUCAUCAACGUCUUUGUCGUCUCCGUCUUUGCUGAAGCAUUUUUUGGAAAAACCAAUGAGCAGGUGGUUCAAGUCUGUAAAAACACUACCAUCCCCAUGCCGGAAAACCUCUUCCCUGACGACAACUCCACACUGGCGGUGGACAUUUACAAAGGGGGCGUUGUGCUGGGCUGUUACUUUGGGCACGCUGCCCUGUACAUCUGGGCCGUGGGCAUCCUGGCUGCAGGCCAGAGCUCCACCAUGACAGGGACCUAUUCUGGCCAGUUUGUCAUGGAGGGAUUCCUGAACCUGAAAUGGUCCCGUUUUGCCCGAGUGAUUCUCACUCGCUCUAUUGCCAUCAUCCCCACUCUGCUGGUCGCCGUCUUCCAGGACGUGGAACACCUAACGGGAAUGAAUGACUUCCUGAAUGUGCUGCAGAGCUUACAGCUUCCCUUUGCUCUCAUCCCCGUCCUCACGUUCACGAGUUUGCGGCCCGUAAUGCAUGACUUUGCGAAUGGACUAGGCUGGAGGAUUGCAGGCGGCAUCUUGGUCCUUCUCAUCUGUUGCAUCAACAUGUACUUUGUCGUUAUCUACGUCGAGGGACUGGGGCACGUAGCCUUGUAUGUGGUGGCUGCUGUGGUCAGUGUGGCCUAUCUGAGCUUUGUAUUCUACUUGGGUUGGCAAUGUUUGAUUGCACUGGGCAUGUCCUUCCUGGACUGUGGGCACACGUUCCACCUGGGAUUGACAGCUCAGCCUGAACUCUACCUUCUGAAUACCGUGGACACCGACUCACUUGUGUCUAGAUGACAGACAGCCCGAGAGACUGUACACCAUUUCUUUAAGCCCCUUUGUGCCAAAUAUCCUGUUAUAUAUCUUUGUUAGGUCAGAGGUGAGUUUUGUUCAAAUGUUUUGAACAAAAGGCUAAGAUUUCCUGUUGGAAAGUGAUUCAAAGCAGAUAAGUGUGAGUCAGAGAACCAUCUAUCUGCCUUACAAAACAGCCACGCAGCCGCCGGAGUGAAAAGAUUAACCCGUGGUGGCCACACACCCCUAUGGAUUGUGUCUUGACUGCUGGGAUUAAAAAUACACCUAGAUAUCUAUGUAUAUAUAUAUUUAUGUCAACCUGAACACCCAUACCAGUUUGGGUGGAGUUUUUGAGGCUAUAUAAAAUUGAUAAAUCUUUUGUUCUUCUGAAAAAAAAAAAGUUUGCUUGGGUCACAAGUAUGACAAGGAAAAAGACUGAAGCGCUUUUUCUAGGUAGUCUAGCCAAAUCGCCUGCUUUUCAAUGUGAUGCUUUGCUUCGCUAGUCAAGGCCACCUCCGUUUCAAUCACCCAGAUGCUGUCGUUGGUAUCUGAAUACGAGCUCGUUUUUCUAAAGAAAACAGUUCUCUUGUUGAAGCAACCAGAUCAAAUUUAACCCUGAUUACCAACCAAGGUUGAAUAAAAGAGAUGUUAUUCU